CAUGAGUUCAACAGUACCCGUUCGCUUCAACUUGCCUCCCGGCUCGCUCCCCCCCCCCUCUAAAGCCUUAUUCACUCGACCACCAAAGCCUUACAACUACUUUUAUUAUCACUACUUUUUUUAAUAAUAAAGUGAGCAUUAAAAAAUAAUGUAAAUCUGUGGUAGCUGAGUGUAUAAGGCGUAAGGGGUUGAUGCGGGGUAGCGGGCCGGGAGGUAACGUCAAACUUUAAGCGAACGGGUACAAUACAACUCCCGUUACCCACCAAUUCUGUUCCAGGAUAGUGGGCACCAAGAACAGCCGGGUCUACGACGUGGCCACGCAGCACAACAUCACCAUCGUACCCCAAGACCCGACCAUGCUCUCGUACCACUCCGACGGCUCGCCGGUAGACUCCCAGCUGGUCGACCAGCUUCUUCUUCAGAUCGAAGAGGGGCCUAGUCCAACGGAGGGUCAGGGGAAUUUCACCACGAGGAAAAUAAUGGAAGAAAUCACAAAAAGUCAUCCCCAUUUACUUAAGGACGGAGAUUUCACAUCUGGAUUACUGCAGUUCCUGAACCUGUAUGUGAAUUACUUGGAGGGUUCUAGUGACUGGAACGAUGUGACUACUGGGGGGGAUUACGAAGAUUUGGAAGGCCACAGGUCCGUGAGCUGGGCUCGGCAUGGUUACAACACCUUCUUCGAUAUUAUGUUGAACAAAUACAACGGUGGUCCGGGUCUACCCAACCUGGACAUAAAGCUGAACAAGGAGGCGCGGGUCAUCAGGGCCCCGCAGCAGCCCAGCGAGCGCGUCACCAUUGAGUGUAGCGACGGCAGCUCCUACGAGGCCGAUAACGUUAUAGUCACCGUGUCCCUCGGGGUGCUCAAGGAAAAAUAUUCUACACUUUUCUCGCCGCCUCUGCCCGAGAACAAACAAACAGCCAUUGAGAAAAUAAGCAUGGGCGUACUGGACAAAAUCAUGUUACAGUUUAAUGAAGUUUGGUGGCCGUUGAAUGUAAACAGGUUUGGAUUCAUAUGGAAGGGAGAGGAUAGCAAGAAAGUACCGGUUACAGACCACUGGGUCACCAAGAUUAUAGGGGCCCACCGGCCCGUGGGGUCCAGUAACGUACUGAAUUUAUGGACCAGUGGGGACAUUGCUAAGGAGGUUGAAACGCUUCCAGAAGACCAGGUGAAGACGAAAUGCGUAGAACUGCUCCAGAGGUUCAUGGGUAACACCCUCAACGUCACUGUACCACAGCCUGCCGCUAUCAUCAGAUCAACCUGGUACACGAACCCAUACACCCGCGGCAGCUACACUUACGACAACAUCCUGACUCCGCAGUACCCAGACGCGCGCGAUUGGCUCGCGAGGCCGCUCGUGGACUCUUCAGGGGCCCCGCGAGUCCUGUUCGCCGGCGAGGCCACAAGUCGACGCCAUUUUGGCACUGUGCACGGCGCCAGUGAGACUGGUCACAGGGAGGCCAUGCGAUUGGUCAAUAAGAGCUAUAAGAACUAAUUCUCAUUAUAGUUUGAAUCUUCUCAAAUGAUUUUUACGUGGCACGCACUCAGACACAAUGGCCACGCGCUCGCGUAAAAGAAACAAUGGCUUUUGUUUAACAGAUUACGGUCUUUGCCGUAAAAAUCAUUUGAGAAUAUUCAAACUAUAUGACCAGCGGCAAACUAUUAUCUUUCUGAAUUAUGUAAUAUUUGGGAUUCAAAUAAAUAAAAUAAAUUUU
This is a messenger RNA of Cydia strobilella, 1713 nucleotides long. RefSeq names its product spermine oxidase-like. Gene Ontology annotation, molecular function: polyamine oxidase activity. Lineage: Eukaryota; Metazoa; Arthropoda; Insecta; Lepidoptera; Tortricidae. The transcript has 8 exons. The coding region runs from base 357 to 1493 and encodes 378 amino acids. The record is from RefSeq and is a predicted model, not a curated record.